GCGGCUGCUGAUUGGCUGCCCGCCGCUGCCCGUCACCGGAGCGCAUUCAGCCCGGGCUCAGGGGCGCCUGUCCCUUUAAGAGGUCAGGUGACUCCGGGCUGAGCGCCGUCUCCUCGGGUGUGCAGGGCGUCCGCGGGCGAGCGCCGGGGGCUCAGCAGGCCUGUGACGUCAUGGAGCCCCAGCUUCCGUCCCCGCUUCACCUGUGGAGGCCUUACUCUGAGGGGAGGGGCAUGGAGAGCGGUGAGAAGGCCCCGCCCCCGGAGAGCGCGGCGUGCCCCCGCGGCAGCGACGACCCCGUGCUCCUGGACACCUGGUACGUCAUCAAGCCCGGAAACACCAAGGAGAAGGUGGCCUUCUUUGUGGCGUAUCAGUGCGCGGGCAGCGGCCCCUCCCCCCGCCCCGGAGGGGCCAAAGUCAAAGGUCGCUGGAGCGCGGGGGGCAGUUCCCGGGCCAAGCGGCGUCGGCACACCUUUGAUAUUGAAGCUCCUCCCUCUGUAGCGGAGAUGGUGGCCCGAGCCGAGAGCCGGGGGCCCGAGCCUGCCCCAGCCCGACCUCCGCUGGUCCUGGUGACGUCCUCAGAAGACGGGGGGGAGGGCCGCUGCUGCAGCGUGGCCGAGGCCGUGGCGCAGUACGAGGCGGAGCGGGCAGGCCGGGAGGUCCGCAUCGCCUUCCGGGUGGCGGAGAGGCCCGGAGACCCCAUCACCUGUGACCUGUACCAGCUGCUGAGUCCGGACCCGCACCACGUCUGCGUCCUGCUGGAGAAGAUGGAGGCGCAGCAGGCGGAGGAGGCGCAGGCGGCCGACUCUGGCUUCCACGUCGACCUGGUGCUGACCGGAGCCGUUGACCGCUGUGUCUUCUACGGGGGGGAGGCCGAUGAGACGGAGCCGCUCCCCGGACAGCUCUUCUUUCCCGUCAUCUCCGCCCCCCCUCCCCCACCACCUCCCCCGCCGCCGGUCCCUCCGCUCUGCCGCCUCUACCGCCACGUCUCCCAUGACUUCCUGGAGAUCCGGUUCCAGGUUCAGCGCCUCCUCCAGCCGCGACUCUACCUCCCCUCGCUGCCGGACCAGGUCCUCCUGGCGGUCUUCAGCUACUUGUCCACGCAGUCGCUGGCGGCCAUAAAGUGCACGUGCCGCCGCUUCCGGGCGCUGAUCGAGGACUACGGGGUGCGGCCGUGUGACUCUCGCUGGAGCCAGCACCCCCUCUACCGGGACGACCCCUGCAAACAGUGCAAGCGGAUCUACGCGCGCGGAGACGUGUCCAUGUGCUGCUGGCACCCCAAGCCUUACCACCACGACCUGCCCUAUGGACGCUCCUACUGGAUGUGCUGCCGCAGGGCCGAGCGGGCAGCGCCAGGGUGCCAGCUGGGCCUCCAUGACAACAACUGGGUGCUGCCAGGAGAAGGGACCCGCGGGAGGGGACGGGGGUACAGGGAAGGGGAUGAGGGGAGGUGAGACGGCGAGAACCAGUGUCCGAAUAAAAGGGAUUAUUUAUGAAGUG
Messenger RNA from Bufo gargarizans (Asiatic toad), 1497 nucleotides. RefSeq names its product F-box protein 46 (gene FBXO46). The transcript is spliced from 2 exons. Gene Ontology annotation, molecular function: protein binding. Lineage: Eukaryota; Metazoa; Chordata; Amphibia; Anura; Bufonidae. Bases 171 to 1451 code for a protein of 426 amino acids. The record is from RefSeq and is a predicted model, not a curated record.